UGCUGGAGCAGCAGCGGAAAUCACCCAAUGGCCUUCCAUACCCAACCAACAUUUGUACUGUUGGUUCAGUUCACAACACAGUGACUCGCCUUAUCCACUGCAAAACGAUAAUGGCGCGGCACCAUUCGCUUGCCGCCAAUUUGCUUUUACCCUUCUCUAUGCCGACCUUCGAACCUUUAUCACCCGCCAUAACUCCCCAUCUCCCAUGUCGAAGUUGGGUUGUUUGUGCCAGCAGCCAAAAGCGCCUGAUCCCAAUUUCUCAUGUAUAUGAGAGGCACAGACGCUAUGAAGCUACUGGUUGUUUUUUCACUAGGAGAUUGUGGGAGCCGCCAUGGUUAACAUGUUUUAAUGUCACAUGCAGAUGGCUGUCUCAUAUCAUUUCCUUGUACUUGCUAUUCCUCAGUCUUGUUGCCAACGCUCAGGACUAUCCAGCUUCCUCUACUUACGCUUGUGAGGAUACUUCCUCUUACUAUUCCCACGUGAAGCAUUUAAGAGGUGAAGCACUCAAGAAAAAGUUAAAUAGCCUUGUUGCCCCACAUCAUUCCUUAUCCUACAAAGAGGUGUGGGAUGCCCUCAAGUUUCUUGAUGCUGCUAAUAUUGAUGAACCUGAUGCUUCAUCAGGAGUAGUUGAAAUAUACUCCUUGAGAGUUGUCCCAAAACGCUUAUCCGGAAAGCCACAGGGAUGGAAUAGAGAGCAUCUAUGGCCUCGUUCUUAUGGACUAACAAAUGGUCCUUCUUUAACGGAUCUACAUAACAUUCGCCCUGCUGAUGCAAAUGUCAAUGCAUCAAGGGGAAACAAGUAUUAUGGAGAAUGCGAGGCUAAAUCCUCCAAGUGUUUGAAGCCAGCGAACAAAGAAGCUGCUCUGGACACUGAAACAGACAGAGAAAGAUGGGCUCCACCGAGGCAGGUCAGAGGGGAUAUUGCAAGGGCAUUGAUGUACAUGGAAGUCUGUUAUGGAUUCCAACAAUCAGGAAGAAUUCCAGGUCUUCGCCUCUCAGAUGCCCCCAGUACAGAAAAGAAAGAGAUGGGACUUCUUUCAACAUUGUUAAAAUGGAAUGAGGUUGAUCCGCCUUCGAGAGAAGAGAGAUUAAGAAAUGAAAGAAUAUGCAAGUUUUAUCAGCAUAAUCGGAAUCCUUUUGUUGAUCACCCCGAGUACGCCAAGCUUAUAUGGAACCACCCUCUUUCAAGACGUCCUCCUAAUAGUAGCAAUAACAUGAGUGCCCCAACCAAACAUAUGAGAUGCAGGGCUCUCUUGUAGACCCUUAUUUUUCCGUGGCAGAAGCCUGCAAGAAGGGAGUCUGAUCCAAAUUUCAAGUUCUUUAUGUGGAGACAUGUAAGCUGUUCCUCCCCCAUAAGUUUUUCAGAAUCUAUAAAAUCAAGCUAGAUGAUUAGUUGUCAUUUGUAACGUCAAAUGUUUAUAUGCAAUCAAAUAUAUGUGUGACCUUAGGGGUAGUGUGGAAGUGGAAGUGGGGAUGAAAGGUUACUUUGUUAGAGAUAAAAUGAAACACUUCAAAUAUAUAUAAUGGAUUUUAGAGGUA
This is a messenger RNA of Neltuma alba, 1539 nucleotides long. Its product is annotated as extracellular ribonuclease. NCBI's taxonomy places the organism in Eukaryota, Viridiplantae, Streptophyta, Magnoliopsida, Fabales, Fabaceae. Gene Ontology annotation, molecular function: nuclease activity. The transcript is spliced from 9 exons. The record is from RefSeq and is a predicted model, not a curated record. Bases 111 to 1259 code for a protein of 382 amino acids.